GCUUGCCAGGUCGACCGCUGUCCAUCCUCAAGAUGACGUCCUUUAUGGCAGUCGAGCCUCCGACGGCAGGCCGGGUCACGCUUCACACGACAGUCGGCGACAUUUCUGUCGAACUAUGGUCAGGCAAGAAAGAGGCUCCUCUGGCUUGUCGCAACUUUGUCCAGCUCUGUCUCGAAGGCUACUAUGACGGUCACAUCUUCCACCGCAUCGUCAAGGACUUCAUUGCCCAGACGGGCGAUCCAACAGGCACAGGACAGGGAGGAGAGAGCAUCUUUGAUGAACCUUUUGCCGACGAAUUCUCUCCCAGACUGAGGUUCAACCGGCGCGGACUCGUCGGUAUGGCCAAUCCUGGCACAAGGGACACCAACCUGUCACAGUUCUUCGUGACAAUGGACAAAGCAGACGAGCUGACAGGCAAGCACACACUCUUUGGCAGACUCUACGGCGACACGCUAUACAACGUCCUCAGACUGAACGAGCUCGAACUGGAAGAAGGCACAGAGAGGCCUGUCUAUCCGCCGCGCAUACGAAGCGUGACAGUCGAUGACAAUCCGUUUGAUGACAUCGUACCUCGCAUCACCGCAUCCGAACGCAGAGAGCAAGAAAAGGCGCGCUUGGCAUCACGACAGUCAAAGAAAGGCUCGAAUCGCAAAGGCACAAAGAAUGCUGGCCUACUCUCCUUUGAGGAGGAAGCUCAGCCUGCAGCCGCACCAAGAGGUCCCAAGACCUUAUCUGCACACGAUGUGCUGGACGACAAACGUUUGUCCAGUCGCAUUGUCGACGACAGAGCCAUGCACAUACCUCAGCUACCCGAUACUGACACUUCUCGUCCGGUAAAGCGGAAGAUCGCAUCACCGGUGCCUGAGCCAGUCCAACCCAAGCGAGCAGCUCCCAAACCCAAAGAGCCUUCGCCCGAUGCGAGUGCCAAAGUACAAGCGCAGAUAGAGAAGGUACAGGCUGAGAUGCGAAGGAUGAAAGACCGCAAGGCCGACCAAGCAGCAGAAGCUGCGAGAGCGCAAACGAAAGCAAAGGCCAGCCUGCUCGCUGCCGAACGAGAAAAGUACGCCCAUAAGCGCAAGAUCGGCAAGAAGCUCGAAGACCGCGCGCUAGGCGCUAGCUUGAACGAUUUUGAUCAGCUUUUGCGCACCAAAGUCAAAGAAGUCAAGCAGCAGCAGCCUGCAGCAGACUCCCACACAAACCCAGAGGACAACUUAGAGGAAGACGUCGACGAGACAGACCUGACAUGGCUCGGCCAUACUCUGAAAUUCAGAAAAGACGCAACCCUCGACCGCAGCCUAAAGGCCGAAUACGAAGCCGUCGAUCCUCUCAACCGCAAAGGAAUCACCCUGGAAGAGGCACAGCAAGAGGCCACGCGACAGGCACGCAUCAAGCAACGCGAGGCAGGACCUCGUAAGGCAUGAGGAGACCUACAUUACAUCCUGACUACAGUGCACAAAUCGCAUAUCCUACAGAGUCGUGUCGUGAAUGCAAGCUGGACUAGCGAGUCGACCUCAGCACGGCGACUUGCUUUUCGAUCUUCUCGUUCGAUGCUGUUAUGGCGUCUUCGGCAGCACGCAUCUUGGCAAGCAAUCCGUCUACGCGGCUGGCAAUCUCGACGGGUACCGCCGACGAAUUUCCGAAGAUCCACCUGCCCUUGUCCUGCGAGAAGAGCUGUCCGAGACUGACGAGAUCUUUCUCGGCUGCCGCGAUGUCAGCCUCGGCGGUGGCGAUUGCCUUCUCGGCAGA
Messenger RNA from Mixia osmundae IAM 14324, 1746 nucleotides. RefSeq lists its product as uncharacterized. The record is from RefSeq and is a predicted model, not a curated record. The transcript is spliced from 6 exons. Gene Ontology annotation, molecular function: peptidyl-prolyl cis-trans isomerase activity. Gene Ontology annotation, cellular component: catalytic step 2 spliceosome. Gene Ontology annotation, biological process: protein peptidyl-prolyl isomerization. NCBI's taxonomy places the organism in Eukaryota, Fungi, Basidiomycota, Mixiomycetes, Mixiales, Mixiaceae. Bases 33 to 1421 code for a protein of 462 amino acids.